AUGGCGGGCGGAAGGGCAUACGCCAGGGCCUCCCGGGCUGAAGCCUCCAAACAUGAAAAAGGCCCCGAAGUCACCUUCCCGACCGGGGGACCUGAACCAGCCGAACAUGAUGACGCGUUGGUAAUAUCAGUCAGAAUCGCCAACGCGCAAGUGAGAAGGAUCAUGGUCGACACUGGAAGCUCGGCCGAUAUACUUUACUGGGACGCCUUCCAAAAGCUCGGUCUGGUAAAGGAGAACAUGAAGCCGGUAUGCUCAACACUCACGGGGUUCACCGGCGCCUCAAUCUCGUCACUAGGGGUCAUCACCCUGCCCCUAACUUUGGGAGUCUUCCCGAAGGCAAAAACAGUGAUGACCUCCUUUCUGGUGGUCGACCUCCCCACGGCAUACAACGCCAUCCUCGGACGGCCAACCCUCAACAAGACUCGAGCCGUCAUCUCAACUUACUACCAAACCAUCAAGUUCCCGACCCACGAUGGGGUCGGGGAAGUGGCGGGGAACUCCUGGGAAUCCAGGCGCUGCUACUUGACCGCUGUGUCACUAAACAAGAGAGCGAGGAUCCAAUCCCCGCUGGAAGACCCCCGGGAGGGAAAAAAACCGACCCCCCGCCUCGAGCCGAAGGAAUCCACCAUUGACUUGCCACUGAUCGAAGGAAGGCCCGACCAAACAGUCAAAGUCGGGUCGGGACUGCCCGAACAAGAGCAACAGCAGCUCGUCGGCCUUCUACGAGCCAACGCUGACAUCUUCGCUUGGACGCCGACUGACCUAGUCGGAGACCACCCGGAAGUCGCGCUGCACCACUUGAACAUCUCGUCCGACGCCCGCCCGGUAAAACAGAGACCCAGGCGGCAGGCCCCGGAUCGGCAACUGGCCAUCCGAGAAGAGGUAAACCGACUUCUGGCGGCCGGUUUCAUAGAAGAGGCGAGGUACCCACAGUGGCUCUCCAAUGAUGGCACCCGAAGACCAAGAACACACAGCCUUCCUCACCGAGCAAGGGAUAUAUUUUUACAAAGUCAUGUCGUUCGGGUUGAAAAAUGCCGGGGCAACCUACCAGAGGAUGGUGAACAGGAUAUUCGCCACCAGAUUGGACGAAACAUGGAGAUAUAUGUCGACGACAUGAUCGUAAAGAGCCGAACGGCGGAGGCCCAUCCUUCCGACCUAGCUGAAACAUUCGACACCCUGCGAAGGUUCGGCCUGCGCCUCAACCCCGCCAAGUGCGCCUUCGGCGUGACCUCAGGAAAAUUCCUCGGAUUCAUCAUACAUGAGAGAGGGAUUGACGCCAACCCGGAAAAGAUACAGGCCAUCAUUGACAUGCAGCCUCCUCGGACGAUCAGAGACCUGCAGCGCCUUAACGGGAGGCUAGUCGCGUUAUCACGUUUUCUUUCUCGAUCGGGAGAUCGCUGCCUCCCCUUCUUCCAGGCCCUGAAGGAUCCGAAGAACUUCCGAUGGACGACGGAAUGCGAGAGGGCCUUCGAGCGGAUGAAGCAACACCUGGCCAACCUCCCCCGACUCGCUUCAGUCUCCCCUGGGGAGAAAUUGAGUCUCUACCUCGCCGCCUCCCAGCACGCGGUCAGUUCGGUUCUGGUCAAAGAAAACUCCGGCGACCAACUGCCGGUCUACUAUGUCAGCCACAUGCUGAGCGGGCCAGAAGAACGCUACCCGCCAAUCGAAAAGCUGGCGCUGGCGCUGGCGCUGGCGCUCGUCCUGUCGGCGCGAAAGCUCCGCCCUUAUUUCCAGGCCCACCCGAUAGAGGUAAUAACUGACCAGCCGCUCCGGCUUGUUCUGUCUAAAUUCGACGUUGCAGGGCGUCUCCUCAAAUGGGCAGUGGAGCUCAGCGAGCACGACAUACAGUAUAUACCACGGACCGCCAUCAAAGCCCAGGCCGUGGCAGACUUCAUUGCAGAGCUGACCCCGAACACAGGCGAGGAACUCGAGCCACCGCGUGAGACGUGGACCCUCCACGUAGACGGGUCGGCCAACGCAAAACGCGCCGGUGCAGGGCUGGUGCUGGUGACACCUGACGGCCGCUCGAUCGAGCGCUCCUUCCGCUUCGGGUUCAGGGCCACCAACAACGAGGCAGAAUACGAGGCUCUCCUGGCGGGGCUCCAGUUGGCACUGGAAAUGCGGGUGACCGACAUACGCGUCAUCACCAACUCACAGCUGGUGGCUAGGCAGCUCGACGGCGGAUACGAAGCCCGGGACCCGACUAUGGCGAAAUAUCUGGCACAGGUAAAAAGCCUUGCCACCAAGUUCGCCCAUUUUGAAUUGUCGAAUGUUCCCAGGAGCGAGAACCAGCGAGCCGACACCCUGGCAAAAUGGGCGUCCGGCUCGGCCCCCUAG
Musa acuminata subsp. malaccensis (wild Malaysian banana) is the source of this 2337-nucleotide messenger RNA. The record is from RefSeq and is a predicted model, not a curated record. Lineage: Eukaryota; Viridiplantae; Streptophyta; Magnoliopsida; Zingiberales; Musaceae.